Vitis riparia (riverbank grape) is the source of this 2796-nucleotide messenger RNA. Its product is annotated as putative pentatricopeptide repeat-containing protein At2g01510. Gene Ontology annotation, biological process: RNA modification. The record is from RefSeq and is a predicted model, not a curated record. The transcript has a single exon. Bases 124 to 2586 code for a protein of 820 amino acids. Lineage: Eukaryota; Viridiplantae; Streptophyta; Magnoliopsida; Vitales; Vitaceae. Gene Ontology annotation, molecular function: protein binding; zinc ion binding; RNA binding.
CAGGUCACGUACCGGAAAAGAGAAACCCAUAAACUCGUCAGCAGCACAUUCGUCUGUCUCGCAACUCCCACUCCGCAAGCAUGUUAUUCAUAUAAAUAUUCUAAUCUCCAGUCCUCUUUUCCUAUGAAACCAUUCAGACCGAAUGCACUCCAAAACCUCACUUCUCUAACUUCUCUAGCAAGCCUUCAAUCUCCAAAACUUCGCCUCAAUGUUGUCAACAAUAUCGACGCCCGAAUCGUCAAAACUGGUUUUGAUCCAGACACAUCUCGCUCCAAUUUCAGGGUCGGUGAUUUUCUUAAAAAUGGGGAAUUAUCUCAAGCACGCCAACUGUUUGAGAAAAUGCCUCACAAGAACACUGUCUCAACCAACAUGAUGAUUUCGGGCUAUGUCAAGUCUGGCAAUCUUGGUGAAGCUAGAAAGUUGUUUGAUGGCAUGGUUGAACGAACAGCUGUGACAUGGACAAUUUUGAUUGGUGGGUAUUCUCAAUUGAACCAGUUUAAGGAAGCGUUUGAACUUUUUGUCCAGAUGCAGAGGUGUGGGACUGAGCCAGAUUAUGUGACUUUUGUCACUCUCUUAUCAGGAUGCAAUGGUCAUGAGAUGGGGAACCAAAUAACUCAAGUUCAGGCCCAGAUCAUCAAAUUGGGAUAUGAUUCAAGGCUUAUUGUUGGCAACACUCUGGUUGAUUCUUAUUGCAAAUCUAAUCGUCUGGAUUUAGCUUGUCAGCUCUUUAAGGAAAUGCCAGAAGUAGAUUCGGUUUCUUACAAUGCAAUGAUAACAGGGUAUUCAAAAGAUGGAUUAGAUGAGAAAGCUGUAAAUCUCUUUGUGGAAAUGCAAAACUCAGGUUUGAAGCCCACGGAGUUUACUUUUGCAGCAGUUCUAUGUGCCAAUAUUGGGUUGGAUGACAUAGUCCUGGGUCAACAAAUUCACAGUUUUGUGACCAAGACCAAUUUUGUUUGGAAUGUGUUUGUGAGCAAUGCCUUGCUCGAUUUCUACUCAAAGCAUGACUCUGUGAUUGAUGCCAGAAAACUUUUUGAUGAGAUGCCCGAGCAGGACGGUGUGUCUUAUAAUGUGAUCAUCUCAGGCUAUGCAUGGGAUGGAAAACAUAAAGAUGCUUUUGAUCUUUUCCGGGAAUUACAGUUCACCACAUUUGACAGGAAACAGUUCCCUUUUGCAACCAUGUUGAGUAUAGCAUCAAAUACAUUAGAUUGGGAAAUGGGUAGACAAAUUCAUGCCCAAACUAUUGUCACAACAGCUGAUUCAGAAAUUCUAGUGGGAAAUUCUCUGGUAGACAUGUAUGCAAAAUGUGGUAAAUUUGAGGAAGCUGAAAUGAUAUUUACAAAUUUAGUCCACAGAAGUGCAGUUCCGUGGACUGCCAUGAUCUCAGCUUAUGUUCAGAAGGGGUUCUAUGAAGAAGGACUUCAAUUAUUCAAUAAGAUGCGCCAAGCCAGUGUAAUUGCAGACCAGGCCACUUUUGCCACCCUAUUAAGAGCCUCUGCAAGUAUAGCUUCACUGUCUCUGGGGAAACAGUUGCAUUCAUUUAUAAUAAAAUCAGGAUUCAUGUCCAAUGUGUUUUCUGGGAGUGCACUUCUAGAUGUGUAUGCUAAAUGUGGGUCCAUAAAAGAUGCAGUUCAAACCUUUCAGGAGAUGCCUGAUAGGAAUAUAGUCUCUUGGAAUGCCAUGAUCUCAGCUUAUGCCCAGAAUGGGGAAGCUGAGGCCACUCUCAAAUCAUUCAAAGAGAUGGUUCUGUCAGGUCUGCAACCAGAUUCUGUAAGCUUCCUCAGCGUACUCUCUGCAUGCAGCCAUAGUGGGCUUGUUGAAGAAGGAUUAUGGCACUUCAACUCCAUGACUCAAAUUUAUAAACUUGAUCCAAGAAGGGAACAUUAUGCAUCUGUAGUAGACAUGUUAUGCCGCAGUGGACGUUUCAAUGAAGCAGAGAAGUUGAUGGCUGAGAUGCCGAUUGACCCAGAUGAAAUCAUGUGGUCAUCAGUUCUGAAUGCCUGCAAGAUACAUAAAAAUCAAGAACUGGCCAGAAGAGCAGCGGACCGACUAUUCAAUAUGGAGGAGCUAAGAGAUGCUGCUCCUUAUGUCAACAUGUCUAAUAUUUAUGCAGCAGCAGGGCAAUGGGAGAAUGUUAGUAAGGUGCACAAAGCAAUGAGGGACCGGGGAGUUAAGAAGCUGCCGGCUUAUAGUUGGGUUGAAAUCAAACAUGAGACACACAUGUUCUCAGCAAAUGAUAGGUGUCAUCCACAAAUAGAAGAAACCAGGAAGAAGAUAGACAUGUUAACAAAGACGAUGGAGGAACUAGGGUACAAACCAGAUACGAGUUGUGCUCUUCACAAUGAAGAUGAGAAAUUCAAAGUACAGUCUCUUAAAUAUCACAGCGAGCGGUUAGCAAUUGCCUUUGCGCUGAUCAGUACACCAGAAGGGUCACCAAUACUGGUGAUGAAAAACUUGCGAGCUUGUAUAGACUGCCAUGCUGCCAUCAAGGUGAUUUCUAAAAUUGUAGGACGGGAAAUCACGGUUAGGGAUUCAACCAGGUUCCAUCAUUUUAGAGAUGGGUUCUGCUCCUGUGGGGACUUUUGGUGAAGAUCUGAACAUUGAAAGAGAAGGGGGAUAGCUUUGAGGAUGAAAAGGUCUCACCAUACACAUUUUGCAUUUUUUGUAGACUUACCCAUUGUAUUCAUUCGCGCAUAGACACAAUCCUAAAAGCUUCGAUUUUAUGUCUAAAGGGUGUCCUAUGAUCUUAUCGUUGAUUUGAAUCAAAAGUGUUCAAUAAUACAGAUCCAUAGGAAUAAA